This is a messenger RNA of Ilex paraguariensis (yerba mate), 1506 nucleotides long. The record is from the annotation of a GenBank genome assembly. Lineage: Eukaryota; Viridiplantae; Streptophyta; Magnoliopsida; Aquifoliales; Aquifoliaceae.
AUGACUGACGGGCAGGUGAUAAAGCGUGCAAGGUAUAAAUCGUCAGUGAAGGACUUUGGAGUUCCUGGUGUUCUGAAAAUGACUCGGGAGAGGUUUUUUUUUAUGCCAAAUGAUCCGAAAUCAUCUGCAAGGCUUAAUGUAGAGUUUAGAUUGGUUAAAGGGCACAAAUUUACCAAGGAGGGUUCCAACAAACAGGCCCUGCUUAAUCUCACAGUGGAUCAGGGAGGAAAUUACAUUUUUGAAUUUGACACUUUUUCUGAUCGUGAUGCUUGCCGUGAAUAUGUUGCAACAGCUAUUGCAGUAUCCGGAGAAGCUGGAAGAGCUGGUUCUGAGAGAUCAGCUGCUCCACUUCAAGAUGAACAACUUAGCCAUGCAGAGAUGGAGCGUCGGAUUAGACUACUGCAGGAGGAUAGUGAGUUGCAGAAACUUCAUAAGCAAUUAGUGAUUGGAGGUGUCCUAUCAGAGGCUGAAUUUUGGGCAACAAGAAAGAAGUUGCUGGAUGAGAAUGCCAGCAGAAAGUCAAAACAACAGGUGGGGUUGAGAAAUGACAUGUUCCAUGUCAAACCAUCUUCUGAUGGUCAGUCUAACAAAGUUACUUUUAAUUUGACACCCGAGAUUAUUCACCAGAUUUUUGCUGAGAAACCGGCUGUACGCCAGGCAUUUCUAAAUUUUGUUCCGAGCAAGAUGACAGAAAAGGAGUUCUGGACGAAAUAUUCAAGAGCAGAAUACUUGCACAGUACGAAAAAUGUUGUUGUGGCUGCAGCAGAGGCUGCAGAAGAUGAUGAGCUGGCUGUUUUCUUGAAGCAAGAUGACAUGGCAGCAAGUGAAGCUCGGCGGAAGAUCAGAAGGGUCGAUCCAACUUUAGACAUGGAAGCUGAUGAAGGGGAUGAUUACACACAUCUUCCGGAUCAUGGGCUAUCUUGCGACGGUAGCAAGGAUGUGACUGACUCACCGUAUGAGCUAUACAGAAGGUCUCUUCUGCAAGAACUUAACCGGCAUGCAGCGGUUGUUCUUGAAGGAAGAGCUAUAGAUGUCUUAGAAUUUGCGAGUAGAGUCCCUUUGGGUGGUUUGGCCCUUUUGUGCUGCAAGGCAUUGCUGAUAGCAUUGCCUGUUGGACUUGGACUUUACUUUUGGGCUAUGAGUUGUAGUAAAGGCAAUUUAGGAUGCAUUCUAGGAGGUGUUCACAUUCUUGAUGUGCUGCUUUUUCCCACCCACAGAUGUGGAGUUGGAGACACAAGGUCCGUAGCUGAAGCACUUGCCAGGAGCGCUUGGACAGGAUAUCUCGGAUGGCAGGAGAUCGAUGAUCUUCAGGCACCUCGUGACCUCGCUGUUGCACCACUUUGUAUCAAGGAUCCUCGUGACUACUUUGAUUCUCAACAAGCUAAUGCGAUAAAAUCUCUGGGAGACACACUGGCUGGGGCUAAACAGAUGAAAUGUAGCCUGAGCACUGCUGAAGCAUAUGGUCUCUUAAGGGAUUAUAUUUCUGAGAUCAAAACCUCGGGUUGA